This is a messenger RNA of Perca fluviatilis (European perch), 4059 nucleotides long. RefSeq names its product zinc finger protein 135-like. NCBI's taxonomy places the organism in Eukaryota, Metazoa, Chordata, Actinopteri, Perciformes, Percidae. Gene Ontology annotation, biological process: regulation of transcription by RNA polymerase II. Gene Ontology annotation, molecular function: RNA polymerase II cis-regulatory region sequence-specific DNA binding; DNA-binding transcription factor activity, RNA polymerase II-specific. The transcript has 2 exons. The record is from RefSeq and is a predicted model, not a curated record. Gene Ontology annotation, cellular component: nucleus. Bases 169 to 1362 code for a protein of 397 amino acids.
GACAGAAGAAGAAGAAGAACACUACCGGAAUUCUACAAGAAGAAGAAGACGACUACCGUUCAUAUGUCACCGACCUAAACACCGGAGCAGUCAGCGGAGAGGAGACGUUAGCCGGGUCCAAACAACGGCAGAAACCUCCCCCGAGCAGUAUUAGUCUGCUGCUCAGACAUGGACCGACACCGGAAACAGCUGGAGGAGGUUUUAAAACCGGAGACGAAGCCGCGAGGAGAAGCUUUACCUUCAGAUGUCCAGAAAGUGAUUGUUGGUGAAGAACAUCAGCAGGAGUGGAGCUCCAGUCUGGACCAGGAGGACCCAAAGCCCCCCCACAUUAAAGAAGAACAGGAGGAACUUCGGAUCAGUCAGGACGAAGAGCAGCUUCAAGGGCCGGAGGAGGCUGAUAUCACCAAGUUCCCAUUCACUCCUGUCCCUGUGAAGAGUGAGGAUGAUGAAGAUAAACAUCAGUUCUCACAGCGUACUCGGAGGCAAACUGAACAGAUGGAAACAGAAGCUGAUGGAGAGGACUCUGAAGGACCAGAACCAGCCAUGAACUCCGAUCCAGAUACACAUUCACAACCAGAUACUGAUGACGAGCCUGGAGACUCUUCUGAACCUGAGAUUGAUACCAGUGCUGAUUGGAAAGAGACCGGAGAACCUCCGUCAGGUUUGAACGCUAUGAAUAAUGAUGAAGUCCUUGUCAGUGAUUCAAGAUGUACUACUGGUGAGAAAGAGCAUGAGAAAAGAUUUGGCACCAGUGGACAUGGAAAGAGACCAUUUAGCUGCUCCGUCUGUAAGAAAGCUUUUAAACAGAGUGGACAUUUACAGAAACACAUGAGAACCCACACAGGAGAGAAGCCAUUUAGCUGCUCAGUCUGUGAGAAAGCGUUUACACUGAGCGAAUAUUUACAGGCACACAUGAGAAUCCACACAGGAGAAAAGCAGUUUAGCUGCUCGGUCUGUAAGAAAGCUUUUACAGUGAGUGGAAAUUUACGGGCCCACAUGAGAAUCCACACAGGCGAGAAACCGUUUAGCUGCGCAUUCUGUGAGAAGGCUUUCACAGAGAGUGGGCAUUUACAGGCACACAUGAGAAUCCACACCGGAGAGAAACCAUUUAGCUGCUCCGUCUGUCAGAAAUCUUUUAGAGUGAGUGGAAGUUUACGGAUACACAUGAGGGUCCACACAGGAGAGAGACCAUUUAGCUGCUCCAUCUGUAUGAAAUCUUUUACAGUGAGUGGAAGCUUACAGAAACACAUGAGAACACACACAGGAGAGAGACCAUUUAGCUGCUCACUCUGUAAGAAAGCUUUCACAGAGAGAGGACAUUUACAGCAACACAUGAGAACCCACAUAAGAGAUACCAUUUAGCUGUGUGAAGUGGAGCUCUAGUCUGGAAGGAGAGCAUAGAACCUCAGUCAGGUUUAAACACUCUAAAAAUGAAUGAAAUUUCUUAAGGUUAUAUGACAUGUAAUACUCUGUGGGUCCUUUUUAAAAGUCUGAAAUCCGAUAAUUAGAAUUGUAGGCUUUAAAAUGUCUUAAGUAUGAUUUUGAUAGGUCAAAAAAAAAAAAAUGUAUUGGACUAUGAAGUUAAUGUAACUGUUGAUAUCCAUGGAAUGCCAAAGAUUACCUUGUUCAUUUUUGCAACAAACAGCUAAUCCAUGCAACCCCAGCCCUCUUCAAAAUUGCAGUCCCAACUCAGUCUCCCUUACGUGUGAAGUGCUGUGACAACACCAUCUCUAUAAAAGCAACAACUGCUAUUAGUCUUGGCUCCAUCUCUACUCCAGAAGGAGAAUAAACAACUUCAUUGCAUCUCUUAGCAGGGGUCCAGAUCAUCUCUACUGAAAGUAGCCCAACACAGAAACUCUUCUCUAGCAGAUGAUGCGAGUGCCUGCUUGGCGUAAACCAGUUAGCAUCCCCAACAUGGACAACAUCUACCAGCUAACCUGAAGAAAGAUUGGGAUGCAGCCCAACAUUGACUGCGUCAUUUGACCUCCAAGUCUGGCUUUCACCGGACCAAGCUCAAUCUUCUAAGAUUAAACAUUAGUCUGGGGGGAGUCUGCUCUGUAUUUUCUACUGCACAAGAUCAACGGGAAUAGUUCAAAUGAUUCUGUACGCAGUUGGAUAGUCCUUCAACCAAUCACACCAACGAUCCGGGUGACGUUAACGGCGACAGCGGCAUCAACGUGCGGCUGCGCUUCGGUGCCCGCCGUGCUGAAUGUAAACAAAAAAGCUGCUUGGUCGCUUCUCCAUCGUCAUUGUGGUAAACCCGCCAAUAAUAGCGCAGCAGGUGGAUAAGCCAGUUUGUGAUUGGUCCCCCGCAGAUUAGUAAUGGAAGCAGGAUAGAUAAUUGUACAUGUUUCCAGUCUGAGCACCAGGGUGAAAUCAAAUCACUGGCGGAUCGGGCUGGGUUUACCCGGUCUAUUCACCCAGCCCGGCUUCCCCACAAUGAUGGAGCUGCCAGCGAACAGAGGAGUUCUUUCUGUGGUAAUGGGACCAACUGGGCUAGCAGUAGAAUAGCAACAGCGGCUAAGCAAAGCUGUCAACUGUUUACCUUCUGUUAAUGUACAUGUAUUGAUUUGAUUUAAUGCCAUCCAGGCCUACUGUAUAUUGUUUGUUUGUUUUAGUCAAGUUAUUGGGUAGCCAAACUGCUAAGUUGUUAGUUUAGGCUUCACACCGACACUCUUGCACCUCCUCUUUGUGUCUCUCACACAAGUACUCCUUGUGUGUCUGUUUUUAAUUCUAUUUUACAACUGUCAGCUGGUCGAAAUGGCAGCGUCGGAGGCUCAACGGGCGCCCACAGGCCCGCGGCAACGGUACGUGGACGAGCGGGGUAGUGCACUAGCUACUGAAGAGAGCCAAGUGGCAUUAAAACAAAGCAGAGAAUCAAAGAUUCUGCAACUGUAUCGAGCAUCUCAUUAUCACCAGCCAUAUCCCCAUUCAUAUUUAGACGCAACAAAUGCUAUAUAUCCAUCUACAAAAUAACCGGAAAAGUCAAACGUUAGACAGAAGUACAAAGAGUUAAUAGCUUUAUCAAUAAUUGUUGAUCAUUUGGCAGAAUAAAUUAUCUUUGUUGGAGAAACGCUCAAUCUUGUGUCAAAUUUCACUAUGGUUCUUGGGUUAUACUGUAUGCAAGCCAAACUACACAGCGAAAUGACACUGAUUAAACCAAUCUACAGUGCAGUCACAGUAAUUAGUGUAAUUAAAUGGCAUUCUUUGGACAACUUGUAUAGAGAGAGGAAUUAGAGUAUGCUAUUACUUUAUCACACCUUUACAUGAGCAGACAGACGGCAUUUAAGUCAUUGCUUACAGAAGAACUCAUCAGGAGCAAAGUCUGGCCUAAGUAAAUUCCCCCCCCAUACAGCUUUGAUGCGUCUAAAAGCCAACAUUACAGUCGUCACUUUUGUUGAACAGAGUAGAAAUGGAAGAAGAGGAUAUGUCCCCCCGUCUUAAAAUCCUAGUGACGUCCCUGUGUACAACUAAAACCAGACGCACACAUCCUUUUCGUCCUUUAGCUUAGAUCUUUUAGUUAAGAUGUUUUUUUUAAUUUAUUUUUUACUUUUUCUUUUAUUCAUUUUGGGAAUAAAUGUUCUGGAAUAUACAUGUUGUCUAUGUAACUUAGAACAAAAGGGAAUUCUGCCUAACAAGUACUCUGAAGAAAAAAAAAAAAAAAAAAUAUAUAUAUAUAUAUAUAUAUAUAUAUAUAUAUAUAAAAACCCACAAAUGUUGAACAGGUGGUUGCCAAAAGGGGAAACCAGAGUCCACAAGACUGUUGCCAAUUGACUCAAGGGUAACCUUUACAAUCCAGCCCUGACAUUUAAAUGCGCUUUGCCGUUAAAUACAUGCUUUAUUUGAAUCCAGUAUGUCCAAAUCUUAAUGCUGAAUAAACGACUUCCUCUUGUGUGCACUUCCCUUUUUGAAAGUCUUCACAUGUAUUGAUUUCUGUAUCCUGUGGUAGUGUCUCCCUUUGAUAUCUGUGUCCCACUUCCUCUGCCACGAAUCAACACUGUGCGCGCAGCAGGUCUCCUAACUCGUGUUGAAUUAAACUUAUUGCAUUUCCAAAGUUAA